Messenger RNA from Mercenaria mercenaria, 433 nucleotides. RefSeq names its product E3 ubiquitin-protein ligase DCST1-like. Bases 31 to 387 code for a protein of 118 amino acids. The transcript is spliced from 3 exons. Lineage: Eukaryota; Metazoa; Mollusca; Bivalvia; Venerida; Veneridae. The record is from RefSeq and is a predicted model, not a curated record.
AAACAACGAAUUCUUUACUUGUACAACACUAUGCUGAAAAAGAGAAAAUGUUUCCUUCAAGACAUGAGGCGUAAUGUCAAGAGAAAAGCGAAAAAGAUGGAACUAUCUGCGCGGAGCGGUUUAAUGUAUUCUCUAGGUCGCCAGUGUCCAGGUUUGUGUGGCUGUUUGACACGAACCAGCGCCGGCAGAGACAAGUGUUUAAUAUGUGAAGAGAAACUAAAGAAAGAUUUCAAGAAGUGUGACAACGAAGACUGUAAAUUUGUCUAUUGCCGAGAAUGCUGGCGUGAUAUCAAGAAAACUUGCUACGCCUGCAUGCCAUUGGAAGACUUCAGUGCCACUGACAGUGACAGCAUGACCGAUGAUGAUAAAGAUGAUGAUGAAAUCUGAUGAUGAAUAUUUGCCAGAUAGCAAUGAAAGGGGUGAUCUCUACAUU